Trichoplax adhaerens is the source of this 1983-nucleotide messenger RNA. RefSeq lists its product as uncharacterized. NCBI's taxonomy places the organism in Eukaryota, Metazoa, Placozoa, Uniplacotomia, Trichoplacea, Trichoplacidae. Gene Ontology annotation, molecular function: fatty acid binding; acyl-CoA oxidase activity; FAD binding. The record is from RefSeq and is a predicted model, not a curated record. Gene Ontology annotation, biological process: lipid homeostasis; fatty acid beta-oxidation using acyl-CoA oxidase. The coding region runs from base 1 to 1983 and encodes 660 amino acids. Gene Ontology annotation, cellular component: peroxisome. The transcript has 14 exons.
AUGGCUAAAAAUACUACAACUGUCUUAGAUUUACGCCAGGAAAGAUCCAAUCCACCAUUUUCUAUCAAUGAUAUGACAGAAUUUUAUGAUGGAGGGUCGGAAGCAACGAAAAAACGCAAAUUGAUAUCCUCUUUGAUAUUAAACAACCCCGCAUUUAAAUGGCUGGAACGCCAUUAUUGGACUCGAGACGAGGCAUACAGCAGCAAUGUUCAAUGUUUAGCAGAAGUUGCAAAAAUUCUAAGAAAGCAUAAACUCAAUGUUGAUGAUUUCAUGCAUUACUACUGGCUUGUCAGCACAAUAGGAGAGAUUGUAAGUUUCGAAAUGCAUCUUACUACAUGGAAAUCUGCUUUGCAGGAUCAAGGUACACCUGAACAACGAAAGAAAUGGUUACCGUUAGUUGAAAAUUUUGAAAUCGUCGCAACCUAUUGCCAAACCGAACUUGGUCACGGUACCUUUAUUCGAGGAUUUGAAACAACUGCUACAUAUGACCCGAAAACUAGAGAAUUUAUCUUAAAUACUCCUACUUUAACGGCUACAAAAUGGUGGAUUGGCGAAGUGGCUAAAACUGCCACUCAUGCGCUUGUGAUGGCUCAAUUGUGGACUCAGAAUAAGUGUUAUGGCCCACACUUAUUCAUUCUCCAGGUUCGUAGUCUAGAAGAUCAUACUCCUCUACCUGGAAUUACCCUAGGAGAAAUGGGCGAUAAAUUUGGGUAUAACAGCAUUGAUGAUGGCUUCAUGCAAUUGAGUAAUGUAAGAAUACCUCGCGAUCAAAUGUUGAUGAGGCAUUCAAAGGUUACACUUGACGGAAGCUUUAUCCCUCCUAAAAAUCCCAGACUAACUUACGUAGCUAUCACUUUAUAUAGAUGUCAAUUAUUGAUGUUAUGCUCUAACUAUUUAGCACGAGCAUCUACGAUUGCCGUUCGCUACAGUGCAAUACGCCGUCAGACUGAAACAAAACCUGGUUACGAACCUAAAGUCUUAGAUUAUGUAACUCAACAAAACAAACUAUUCCCUCAUAUCGCUGGCGCUUAUGCUCUUGCAUGCACUGGUCAUUACAUGAUAGAUUUCGGUAAAAGAGCUACUGAACGGAUAAAACUGGAAGAUCUAAGUGUCCUAGCCGAGUUCCAUGGAAUUAGUUCUGGUUUAAAAGCCUUUUGUACAGAGAUGAGUGUAUCUGGUAUUGAGGAGUGUAGACGAGCUUGCGGCGGGCAUGGUUAUUCAUCGGCCUGCGGUAUAGGUCAUAUUUAUAAUAAUUGGUUAGCGUCUUGCACAUACGAAGGCGAAAACACUGUUAUGUACCUUCAGUCAGCUAAAUAUUUACUUCGUUGUGUCAAGAAUCCAAAGUCUGCACCUUUAGGUGUAUCAGCAGUCUUACAUAAUCCACCAUGUAAACAUUGGGAUAUUAAGAAUAUGCAAGAUCUAGAGAAGACGAAUACAGUACUAGAAGCUUAUAGAGCUAGAGCAUAUAAAAAAGUAGCUAUUGCUGAUAAAUACCUUCGCGAAUUACAAUCUGGUGGCGAUACUAGUUACGAUGCUUGGAAUAAAUCUGGAAUUAAAUUAGUGGAUUGCGCAAAGGCAUUUACUCACUAUUUCGUAAUAAAGACAUUUUUUAAUAUGAUUGAGAAAUCGCGCUUGGGACAAUCUUGUCAUCUACAGUUACAUAGACUAUCUAUUCUGCUAGCUUUACAUGGCAUAGAUCAAAAUACUGGCGAUUUUAUGCUCGACAACUUCAUCGAUUUUGAACAAAUCAAACUCAUUCGAGUAAAAAUAUUAGAAUUAUUUAGUGAAAUUCGACCGGUCGCAGUUUGUUUAGUUGACGCAUUCGAUAUACCGGAUCAGACGCUACUAUCUGUUCUCGGUAGAUAUGAUGGCGACGUUUAUAACAAACUAUUCGAAUGGGCAAAAGAGGCGCCUUUGAAUAAAACUCAAGUUCGUUAUCUAUUAGUAGUAGUCAUAGAUUGUGUGUUCGUUUAUUUAGCUUAG